GUUUGCCAACCGCCAUUAAACACAAAAGAAGAAGAAGAAGAAGAAGAGCUUCCUGAACGAAGCACAACGUGGUUUUAGGAGAGAUAGCACAACACUUGGUCUGAAACGUACAGAUAUAUGUAUUUUAGCAAUCUUAUAUUUAAUCAUGACAGAGGGCAAAUCAUCAGAGAAGCCGGCGAAAAACCUACUGGCUCUGAAUCUAAAGGAGGAAGCAGAGUUUCAGAAGAAGGUUCAGCAAGUGAAGAAUCGUCCUAAAACGGGUCAGUCGCUUUCUCCUGGAGUGCUUUAUGUUGGCCAUCUGCCUCGAGGAUUGUUUGAACCCCAGUUAAAAUCUUAUUUUAAACAGUUUGGCAAAGUCACACGAAUAAGAGUUUCCAGGAGUAAAAAGACUGGAAGGAGCAAAGGCUAUGGAUUUGUGGAGUUUGAGUGUGAUGAGGUGGCUAAGAUUGUGGCUGAGACCAUGAACAACUAUCUUAUUGGAGAACGGCUCAUAAAGUGUCAUGUGAUGCCACCUGAGAAGGUCCAUGAAAAGCUAUUUGUAGGUUCCAGGAUGGUCUUCAAGAAGCCAACGCAGCCUGCAGUUUCUCGUCAUAACAAACAGCAUGCGGAAGAAGAUCUGAAGAAACUUGGUGAAAAGCUUUUAAGCAAAGAGUCUAAGCUACGCAAGAGACUAGCGGCAAAGGGCAUUGACUAUGAUUUCCCAGGAUUUGCAGCUCAGAUUCCUGCCAAGAAAGCCCAAUCUGAAGCCGAUGUUUCAGUAUGCAGUGAGGAUGUCACACCAGUGUGCACACCAUCAGUUUUGGAGAGGAGGAAGUCGAUCAGAGUUGAGGACGAUGAUGUUGAUGACGAAAUAAUCAUCAAAUCUGUUCCAGAAAACAGCGAUGAUGUGAAAGAUAGUGAGGAAGAGUCUGGUGAAGAAGAGGAGGCGGCUGAAGGGGAGCAUACGACUUAAAAGGAGAAUUUAAUGACUAAUAAAUAGACUUCAAGCCCUGUUUUAGAUGGGACACUGGACUCACUGUUUGAGCCAUUUGUAUGUGAUUAGAUCAGUCCUCCCCUGUGGCUGGAGAAGAGGAUCACAAACAUUAUCCUGAUUAUCAGGCAUCUGUUUUGAUGUGUGUUUUAUGCAGAUCCACCAAUUACCUUCGUGGGGUGCAAUGUGGUCUUCCAGAGGUUGAUAAGAUCCGAUUGACUUUGUAAUACACAAAAUGUAUAUUGUGUUCAUUUGAAAAUUAAAUGGUAGGAUGGAUUGCAUUGUAUUUCUGACACAUUAUUUUGGUGUUAUGUAUUCUGUCCAGUGCUAUCUUCAGACAUAUUGGCAAAACAUGUGCUUAACCCACAAAAGGGGAUCAAAUAAAUGUCUUUAUUGCUUUUUAAAGCUAUUUUGAGUAAACAAUUUGUAUAAAUUGUCACUGACAACUUGCAUGUAAGUUGAGGGGCGUUAUGGAAGAAAUGGAGAUCAAUAGAAAUGCA
Sinocyclocheilus grahami is the source of this 1470-nucleotide messenger RNA. RefSeq names its product nucleolar protein interacting with the FHA domain of MKI67 (gene nifk). NCBI's taxonomy places the organism in Eukaryota, Metazoa, Chordata, Actinopteri, Cypriniformes, Cyprinidae. Gene Ontology annotation, molecular function: RNA binding. The record is from RefSeq and is a predicted model, not a curated record. The transcript is spliced from 6 exons. The coding region runs from base 146 to 952 and encodes 268 amino acids.